AUGGGUUUCCUAUUUCGCCUGGAUUUUGCCAUCAGCGCGACAAAGAACUCUCCCCUGUUCUCGUCCGGCUCCUCGCUACUACCGUUUCCCUCCAUCCCUCCGGUCUGGCCACCAAUUAAUCAAAAGGUCAAGCUUCAUCGGAUUUCAUCACGUCCAGAUCAUCUCGCGUGUCCCGACCAACUGUAUUGGAGCACCCACCGUGAGCUAGGUGCGCUGAACGAGGAUAUGGCGGUCUCACAAUCCUUAGCUCCCAACUCCGACCCGCCUUCUCAGGCAGAUACACCGAUGACGGAUGCAAAUGAGGAGCAGGUCACCUCGGUACCUGUUGAUAGUGCGGAUGCGCAGAUGACGGAUUCAGACACAAACCCUAAUACCACGGCAAGCAGUGUUGCAGGCGAUGCUAUUGCGGUGGACGGGCGUAGAAGGAGGUCAGAAGCACUCCUGUUAAGAAAGAAUCUUUUGGGUAAAAAGCAUGGUCGUCUCGACGAGUCUAAGGAAGAUGAUUCUAUUCGGAGAUUUCGCUAUCUUCUCGGACUGACUGACCUGUUCCGCCAUUUCAUCGAAACGAAUCCCAACCCGCAGGUCAAGGAGAUCCUGAAAGAGAUUGACCGCCAGAAUGCAGAUCAAGAAGCGAGAGCCAAGAAGGGCUCUUCGCGAACAGGUGGCGCCAACGUCGACAGGCGCCGCAGGACGGAACAAGAGGAAGACGCUGAGCUGCUGAGGGACGAAAGGGACGGCGGUGAAACCCGGACUGUCUUCAGAGAGUCUCCUCCAUUUAUCAAUGGUGAAAUGCGCGACUAUCAGAUUGCGGGUCUAAACUGGCUUGUUUCGCUACACGAGAAUGGUAUUUCUGGUAUCCUCGCAGAUGAGAUGGGUCUGGGCAAAACCUUGCAGACCAUUUCUUUCCUUGGGUACUUGCGACACGUUUGCAACAUCACCGGACCACACCUGAUCGCAGUCCCUAAAUCGACCCUAGACAACUGGAAUCGGGAAUUUGAGAAGUGGACGCCCGAUGUCAAUGUACUUGUUCUCCAGGGUGACAAGGAGGAGAGACAUCGGUUGAUCAACGAACGCCUGGUCGAUGAGAAAUUCGACGUUUGCAUCACCAGCUACGAGAUGAUUCUCCGAGAAAAGUCGCACCUCAAGAAAUUUGCUUGGGAGUAUAUCAUUAUUGAUGAAGCCCAUCGCAUUAAGAAUGAGGAGUCCUCCUUGGCUCAGAUAAUCCGUGUCUUCAACUCUCGCAAUCGGUUGCUAAUCACUGGUACCCCUCUUCAGAACAACCUUCACGAACUCUGGGCUCUACUCAACUUCCUGCUUCCAGAUGUCUUCGGCGACUCUGAGGCUUUCGACCAGUGGUUCAAAUCUCAAGAUACCGACCAGGAUACUGUUGUCCAGCAGCUGCAUCGUGUAUUACGACCGUUCCUACUUCGCCGUGUAAAAAGCGACGUGGAAAAGAGCUUGCUUCCCAAAAAAGAAAUCAACUUGUUCGUCCCCAUGUCUGAAAUGCAGGUCAAAUGGUACCAGAAGAUCCUUGAGAAAGAUAUUGACGCGGUGAAUGGAGCUGCUGGAAAGCGCGAGUCGAAAACUCGACUUCUCAACAUUGUCAUGCAACUUCGAAAAUGCUGCAACCACCCUUACCUGUUCGAAGGUGCCGAGCCUGGUCCUCCAUAUACCACAGAUGAACACCUCGUCGAUAACUCCGGGAAAAUGGUUAUUUUAGACAAGAUUCUGCGACGUAUGAAGGCGCAGGGUAGUCGAGUGCUUAUUUUCUCGCAGAUGAGUCGCGUCCUCGAUAUCCUGGAGGACUACUGUGUAUUCCGAGAAUACAAGUACUGCCGUAUCGACGGUACCACGGCCCAUGAGGAUCGUAUCGCUGCUAUUGAUGAGUACAACAGACCAGGUUCUGAUAAGUUCAUCUUUCUUCUCACGACAAGAGCGGGAGGUCUCGGUAUCAACUUGACUACUGCCGAUAUUGUCGUGCUUUAUGACAGCGACUGGAAUCCUCAGGCGGACCUUCAGGCCAUGGACCGGGCGCACCGUAUUGGUCAGACGAAACAAGUGAUGGUGUUCAGGUUUGUCACGGAGAAUGCAAUUGAAGAGAAAGUACUGGAACGCGCUGCUCAGAAGCUUCGGUUGGACCAGCUUGUUAUCCAACAAGGUCGGGCUCAGCAGCAGACCAAGGGUGCGGCCUCCAAGGAUGAGCUCCUCGGCAUGAUUCAACAUGGUGCUGCGAACGUCUUCAAUACCAAAGGCGCAACAGGAACGCUUGCCCGUAGCAAUGACAUAACCGAAAGUGACAUUGACGAUAUAUUGCGCAAGGGUGAAGAACGAACGGCGGAAUUGAACAAGAAGUAUGAGAAACUGGGUAUCGAUGACCUCCAGAAGUUUAGUUCGGAAAAUGCCUAUGAAUGGAACGGCCAGGACUUUACCGACCGUAAGAAGGAUAUUGGCUUUAACUGGAUCAACCCAACCAAGCGCGAGCGGAAGGAACAAUUCUAUUCAAUUGACAAAUACUAUCGUCAGGCUCUCUCUACUGGCGGAAGAACAGCCGAUCCCAAGCCCAAGGGCCCGCGUCCUCCGAAACAAAUACCAAUUCACGACUGGCAGUUUUUCCCGCCUCGUCUUCAAGAGUUACAGGAGAAAGAGUUGGCUUAUUUUCACAAACAAAUUGAGCACAAAGUACCGCUUCCUGAAGGUCCUGAGGAGGAACUGAGUGAACGUGAAGCCGAGCGGGACUUGGAACAGCAGGAAAUCGAUAACGCUAUCCCUCUGACAGAAGAGGAACAAGCAGAGAAAGCCCGAAUGUCUGAGCAAGGUUUCUCAAACUGGAUCCGGCGUGACUUCCAACAAUUCGUGAAUGGAUCCGCGAAGUUUGGGCGCACAGACUACGUUGGGAUUGCCACGGAGGUCGACAGCAAAGAGCCCUAUGAAGUUAAAGAGUACGCGCAGGUAUUCUGGAAGAGGUACACUGAAAUUCAGGAUUAUCCUAAGUACAUCCGUGUCAUCGAACAAGGGGAGGAAAAGCUGCGGAAGAUGAACCGUCAGCGGGAAAUGCUUCGCCAGAAAGUCAAGCAGUACCGCGUUCCUCUCCAGCAGCUCAAAAUCAACUACACCGUUUCCACGACGAACAAGAAAGUGUAUACAGAAGAGGAAGACCGGUUUCUGUUGGUGAUGCUUGACAAGUACGGGGUGGAUGGCGAUGGACUCUACGAGAAGAUCCGGGAAGAGAUCCGGGAUUCGCCACUCUUCCGCUUCGACUGGUUUUUCCUCAGCCGAACACCCGUCGAGAUUGGUCGCCGGUGCACCACUCUUUUGAACACAGUCGCCAAGGAGUUCGAGGCGGACGCAAAAACUAACGGCGAGACAGGCAAGGGCCGUGGCCGCGACCGUGAUGACGACGACGACGUGGAGAACGAUGAAGUAGAAGCGCCUGCCAAGAAGAAGAGCAAGAAUGGGGCAGUGAAUAAGCAGGUCAAAGCUGUGAAAGGCUCUAAUAGCAAAGCCACGUCAACAGCGACCUCGAGAGCAGCCAGUGUCUCGUCCAAUGCUGCAACAAAGUCGAAAAGCCGGAAGAAAUGAUUGCUUUUCUGGUCAUCUUGUCUCGCGCUCAUUUAUAUUCAUGUAAUAAUUGUUAUUUUGCUUUCUUUUUUCUCGUAUUUUAAGUUUGGAUGAGAAGGGGUUCUUCGGCUAUGACAAAAGGGUUCAAUUGGAUUGUGUAAGUCCGGCGUUGCUGAACCGAUACAGAUAGAGGAUGCCUUUCUUUCAGUGAAAUGACAUGAAGAUCUCCCGGUUUGCUUACUGUGUGGCAUAGACAGAAUCACGCUGAAGUAUGCAAGCGCAAUAGAUUGUCUAGCCUUGCUGAACACGCACAGCGUCUCCCUGGCUGCGAUGACACUGUAACUAUGUGGCAAUGGCAGAGAUGAUUAUCUAUCCAGUUCUUGAAAACCGUUUUAGCAUAGAAAGAUGUGUUCGUUCCUAUCCUCCCUCGAUGAUGCUUCAUCGAGAACUACAUUCCAUGAUACUUACUCGACUGCAAGGAAAGCUGCCUCGUCAGCUCUCGCUUGCUCCAAUAUCCUCCAUG
Messenger RNA from Monascus purpureus, 4081 nucleotides. The record is from the annotation of a GenBank genome assembly. Lineage: Eukaryota; Fungi; Ascomycota; Eurotiomycetes; Eurotiales; Aspergillaceae.